CUUCCAGCGGUGAUCUCACCUUGUCCUCUGCCAUAGAGGCACUAAACACUGCUACCUGCUUUAUUGACUGCAUCACUACGAACCAUUGUUACUUAGUCUAUAAUUGAAACAAUAUGCUAUCUGUGAAAAUAAGUAUAAUGUUAGGUGAAAACUGUAGAAAAUUAUUCUAUUUAUAAUAAUUGUCUGAUGUCUAAUGUUUCUGUAAUAUUAUGUGUUCGACAUCUAAUUAAGGAUAAUUGUUACUCCAAUAUUAAUACUGUUACCGAACCAAUGCAAUGUAAUUACUCCACCUCGAUGUUGGUGGUGAACACAAAUAAUUUUGGUGCUUUUAAGCGAGUCGAGAAGAAUGAAAGUCAUGAAGCUAGUGUAAAAAUGGUAGAUUUAAAUAUUUAUAAUGUAGAAUUUGUUGAUAGUGUCCAACAAAACCAAAUGAUUGGCGAAACGCCUAACUACUGCAUUCCUUUAACGAUUAACGCCAUAACAGUCCAGGGUAUCUCAUACAGUGACCCAUAUUUCAGUAGCUUUAAAUUAAACUAUAAGAUGGCGUUCGGAGCGCCGGAGCAUAUGAACAAGUCUGAUUACGCUUUUAAAUCCUCAGUUUGUAUUAUACGAGAUGAGCCUUGCGAUACGCAACUACUAAACGACAAGUCUGCUCAUACUAUGAUAUCCAAAACGAAAACUCGAAUCAUUACUAAUGAAGACAAGUCUGUGAAGACAUACCAUGACAAUAAUGAAUUGGAAGUUGGUUACGACAAACCCGCCAAAAAGACGGCUCUGCGAAUGUUCGCGAACGGUGAUCUCACCUACGACGCAAUGUUGGAACUUACACGAAACGAGGAUCGAAUAAUCAAGGAUAUGAACACGCAAGACAUAGACAGCUGGGGCGUGCCGCGGCGCCUGCGUCUGUGCGGAGGAGGCGAGAGCUCACUCAACGCUGCCACCGGCUGGGGCAGUCCGCCAGCCUCCAACAACACUGGGAAUUGGGGCGGUAAUUCCAGUGGCCAAACAAAUAAUGGGACAAACAAUACUCAACAAUGGAAUAACACGGCUCAACGCCCGCCCACUUCUCAAGCAGACAUGAAUAGCAACAAGGGGAAUGGUAAUCAAAUGCCUCCAACCAGUGGCGCGUCUGCACAGAAUUGGCAAAGUUCCCCGCCUAACAUGCCAAAUUCACAGCCUAACAACAAUGGUGCACCAACAAGCAAUGGUACGAACAACGCUGGUAAUGGAAACAAUGGCGGUACUAAUCCACCCAACUCUACUCCAAAUUCAAAUGGGCCCACCUCGGCCAAUGGGAACAAUGGCAACAACGCCAAUAGCACUUCCUCUGCUAAGAUUGAGCAACUCAACUCAAUGAGGGAAGCUUUGUUUAGUCAAGAUGGCUGGGGAGGCCAACAUGUAAAUCAAGAUACUAAUUGGGAUGUACCUGGCUCGCCCGAGCCUGGGCCAGGAAAGGUGGAAAACCAGCCAGCUGGUGGGCCUCCAGCUUGGAAACCAAAUAUUAACAAUGGUGCAUUCCUUGGCACUGAUCUAUGGGAGGCUAACCUAAGAAAUGGUGGACAGCCGCCGCCACAGCCCGCAGCUAAAACUCCGUGGGGCCAUACGCCCACUACCAACAUUGGUGGCACAUGGGGCGAAGACGACGACGUUGCAGACUCUGCUAACGUAUGGACUGGCCCACCGCCCCCGCAGCAAUGGCCUGCAGGUCCCCCGCAACACGCACAGCAGUGGGGCGUGCCCAAGAAGGACGACUGGAAUGCAUGGGGAGAACCUCACCGACCAGUCGAUCCCCGUAUUGAUCCUCACCGGUCCAGCGAUCCUCGUCAACAAAGCGCAGACCCGCGUCACGACCUACGCGGAGGAAUAUCUGGCCGCCUUAACGGUGAUAUGUGGAGCCAACAUCAUCAACAUACUGGUGGCCCGAACAAAAUGAUGCCUGGAGGUGUUAACCAGUGGGGCGCUCAAGGGCCCAAGGAUCCAAUCAAGGGAUCUGGAUGGGAAGAACCAUCACCGCCGGCAGCAAGACGUGCACCCGGCGGCUUCGAUGAUGGUACGUCAUUGUGGGCACAGCGUGGAAUGGGCGGUAUGGCAGCUCGCGGACCGCAAGGCCCGCCCGGCCCCCAGCGUAUGCCCCCGACGCCUACCAAACCAGACGCCGUAUGAGCUCAUGGUCAACGCAAUGGUUCCUGGGAAGAACCACAUACUCCCGCUUGGCCCGACCGCGAUGCCCCAGCUUGGCCCGAUGCAUCCGGACCGGCCCUGUGGCCCGUGCCUAAACCCAAACCUGCUGGACCUGGAACAGCUUGGCCGGAUGAUAUUGGCGAGUGAGGACCAAAACCACCACAAGGUGGCCCACUUGGCAAGCAGCUACCUAAGGAGAUGGUGUGGAACAGUAAGCAGUUCAGGUUCCUAGUUGAGAUGGGUUUCAAGAAGGAGGAAGCAGAGGCAGCCCUGCGUAGCCGCGACAUGAACGCGGAGGAGGCGUUGGAGAUGCUGGCCAGCGCUCGCGGCGACGGGUGGCGACGCGACGAUCACUUCGGCGGCCACCACGGCGGCCCCUUCCAGCCGCCGCCCUCCGUGCCCGCGGUCUCUCCCGCCGUCGUGCAGAAGAUACUCAACCAGCCGCCUCCCCCAACGCAGCAACACCACCAGUCUUACAACCCCAACAGCGGUACGGGCAACGGCGGGCAGCCGAGCGCGGCGCAACUGCGCAUGCUCGUGCAACAGAUACAAAUGGCGGUGUCUGCUGGGUACCUCAACCAUCAGAUAUUGAACCAACCCCUGGCUCCGCAAACCCUCGUGCUCUUGAACCAACUGCUGCAACAGAUCAAGGUACUCCAACAGUUGUUGCAACAGAACUCUCUUGCGAUGACUAAGGGUCACUCCUCUCUUGCGCUGCAGUACUCUGUACAAAUCACUAAAGCUAAGCAGCAGAUUACUGCUCUACAAAACCAGAUAACAGCGCAGCAGACUCUGUAUAUGAAGCAGCAGGCUGGCAGCUCAGACUUGUUCAAGCAGGGCCAUGACCCCAUCGCUCAGUUGCAAAACAACUUCAGUGACAUGUCUAUACCUAAGGAUACUCAAGGGGGUUACGGCGGCAGCAGCGGUAACCAGCAAUCCCGCCUGAACCAAUGGAAGCUGCCUUCUCUGGACAAGGAUGGAGAAGGUUCCGAGUUCAGCCGUGCGCCCGGAACUGCUAAGUCUACCACGAGCCCACAGCUCAACCAACUUGGCCUGCAACCUGACUCCACUUGGGGAGUGGGGCGCGGCUCCGAAGGUUGGGGCGACAGCGGGGCUGACGUAGCUGAUGGCAAGGACGCCUGGCCCUCACACCCCUCGCACCAGCCUGUAUAUGAUCUGGUGCCUGAGUUCGAACCUGGCAAGCCCUGGAAGGGCAACCAAAUGAAGAACGUGGAAGACGACCCGGCCAUGACGCCCGGGUCCGUGGUGCGGUCGCCACUGUCGCUGGCGGUGAUCAAGGACGCCGACAUGCUGGGCGGCAAGACGUCCCCGCCGGGCGGCGAGCGCUCGCUGUCGUCGUCCACGUGGUCGUACGCGCCCCCGGGCGGCGCCGGCGGUGGCGCCGCGCUCAAGGCGGACGCGUGGGGCGCCAAGCCGCGGCCCGCGCCGCCCGGCCUCAACAAGGCCUGGCCGCAGCACCACAGCGCCGCGCCUCCGCGCGCCGUCUCCUGGCAGGCCUCCACUUGGCUGCUGCUCAAGAACCUCACUGCUCAGAUUGACGGGUCCACCCUGAAGACGCUCUGCGUCCAGCAUGGCCCGCUCCAGAACUUCCACCUGUACUUGAACCAGGGUCUCGCCCUCGCCCGCUACUCGACGCGCGAGGAGGCUGCUAAGGCCCAGAUGGCCCUGAACAACUGCGUGCUGAGCAACACGACCAUCUUCGCGGAGUCGCCGGCCGAGUCGGAGGUGCAGAUGAUCCUGCAGCACCUGGGCUCGGGCGGCGGCGGCGCGUGGCGCGGCGGGCAGAAGGACGGCUGGGGCGGGUUCGCGGCGCUGUGGCCCGACUCGCACGACCAGCGCGCGACGCCCUCGUCGCUCAACUCGUUCCUGCCUCCCGACCUGCUCGGCGGAGAGUCCAUCUAAGGCGCUGUCCACAUCUGUACAGAUGCAUUUGUCCGUGUCGAUCGGGUUUCGCUCCUAACUUCGUUUCGGUCGCGGUCGCUCGGAAAUGUCGCCUCGGUCAUUCCUGAGGUGCAAAUUUUUUAUGGUUAGCGUAAAAUCUUCGAUUUGGAUAGUAUAAAUAGUAUUUAUCGAUCGGCCGGCAUGUCGCUCGAUCGUCGACGACGCGAGUUUAGGAUCGAAGCCUUAGGUGUCUAGUUGUAAUUACGCUUUACCGUCCCCCGUACGGGGAUCGACUAAUUUUAUUCGCCUAGUCAGAUGAUGUCGAACGCGUCACGUGGCGUCGGAGUACGCGGCGCGACGCGGUCGCGGUAGCCAACUGUCCACAUACUAUAUUAUCUUACUGUGUUUUAAGUGUUCAUGUAGAAUAUUUAGUGUAUAUAAGAAUUAUACAUAUACAAUGGCAAAUGAAACUGUAUCGAGGUUAGAUAGGACGAGUCCGGUCGCGGCGGGCGCGGGCCGCAGCCGCGGUCAGACCGCGCGGCCCGCUCCUGCAAAUCUACCAAAUAACCGUAGGUAUCAGAUAGCGUAGUGCGUCGCGGGCUACCUCAGUCACACGUCCCGUGGCCUUAUUUUAUAGCGUAUAUUUAUUUUGUUGUGCUCGAGGGCUGUUGCUGUUUCGCCCGUCGAGCUGUUGCGUUCCGAGUUUCUUUCGUGUUCGUUUUUAUUUUCUCGUUUUAUCUGUACUUGUCGUAUUUUAAUUAUUUAUUUCUGUUUUGAAUUCUCACUCGCAUAGAGCCCUCGUUUUCCAGUAGUGAUAUUUUAUUCAGCAAUAAACGUGUAAGUGCAUUUCGCCCACUAACAAAACUUUUACGAUUAGUUGUAAUUUUUAUAAAGGUAACAAAAUUUGAAAUUAUGAGAUUUGAAGUGCAUUCUUGUAGCGGUAAUUCCUUUUAAGCCGUAUAGUCUGAUGCAAACGAGUAUAGUUAUAUGCUAGGAGCUCGCGGCCGCUCGGGCGGCGACGCAAGUACAAGUGGGGCGCGCUCCUUGCAAUCCAGUAAUCCUGUGAUGUAAAGUAUCUUGCCUAAUGUAAGGAUAAUCUAUUUUGUUGGAGAGUAUCAUAGUAGCGCGAGUCGCCGGCGGUCGGCCUCCGCCGAAGCUGACGUUUCCCCAAAUUUUUUCCAGUAUUUGUGAUUGAAGUGCCACUUUAUGUUUAAUAUAAUGAGACGAUUAUCUAGAUUAUACGAUUAACGUAAGGGUAACCUAAUAUAAUAAAUUGAAAAUUGUUUUAUCAUUUUAUAUUACACAUACAUUUGUGAGAAAUGUUAUUAAAGUACUAUAAUUGAACAGUAAUUAAAUAUUACACUUUUGUGUAUAGGUAAGAAUAAAGUUCUAACUUAAAUUUAGCCAUAUCAAUAUCUAUUUAAAUAAAAGAUUUGUGGUAUUUUCUAUAGGCUCAAUUUGAACGUUAUUCAAAGUGACAUAUGCUUUAGAUAUUCUGUUAAUAAUAUACUUGUAGUCGUAGGUUUGUCGGUAUUACAUAACUGUAGGUGUAAGUUUACAUUUUAAGUCCUAUCGUAGAGUUCAAUAAGCAUACAACUGAUAUUUAACGGCAACGAUUGCACGUGUAAGUUAAAGUUCGUUAUCAUAAAGUUUAUUUACACUUUUAUUUACUUUUUAAUUUAUUGAUGGUGUGCCACAGAGAUACUCUGCCAAAAUAUAAAAUUACCAAUAAUUAGGGGAUCAGCGUAGCAGAGCGCUAGGGCUCGGGUCGCGGCCGGCCCAGCGCUCGCUACCGCGCCGGCCCGCGCCGCGCCGCCCCACUUAUAAUAAUGUAAAUUGUAUCUGUAUUUCGAACAUCUUCCAGUGUUUUUAUGAUAAAACGAUUUUAGCCUUAAGUUAGUUUUAAGCGAUUCGCUGUACCUUGUCGAGCCUCUGGUUCGCGUACUCUUCACAAAUUAAUUAAGUUAGGUGAACGCGAUUUUGGACGUGUAAGUGCGUUUGAACUCUGUUCGCUUCGGACCUGUAGUAGUCUAGAGUUAAAUGUUUCGAUGUGUGAUGUGUUCAUUUAGAAACAAUAUUAGCAUUUGUCAUUACUACCGUAUUAUCUUACUAUAGGGACCGACGGCAGUUUUGCGUUUUCAUCAUUGCAUAUUCUUCGUUGCCUUUCGCGAUUUGUAUCAGAUACAGAUUAAUUUGAAAGCGGAGCUCCGGUCCGUGCGGACGGACGGGGCAGCGGCCGCCGCGCGUCUCCGAAGGCACGGCUAUGCUAUGCAGCCCAACUGUUUGAUUCGCCUUCCAAGGGGCCAUAAUCGAGAUUGUCACGGAGUUUAAUGUUAGGUGCCAAAGAGUGAUUAUCAAAGAUGUCCGGAACAACUGAUUGCAUUUCUCUGCUUGAUAAAGAUUCUUCCAAAAUUUGAAAUUAUAUUCGCGGUACGGGUUAAUGAUCUGAUGUUCCUAUAACAUUUCGUGUUACGUCUAUUCAACAAUAGUGCACGUAUAAAACAGACAAAUGUCAAUUCUAUGUAUUGUUAAAGCUCAAUUUAAGUGAUGAGGGUGUUUCUUUUACCGAUUGAUAGAAUAAAUAAAGAGUAUAGGUAUUAUUUUUAACUGAUAUUGUUCUGUCCAAUUCUACACCAAUAUUCGAUAACGCCUAAAUCUCAGUUGUCUACUCUGGUGCAAAUUUAAAUUUUAAUGAUACAGCAAUAAAUGUCAUAUUUAAUUUUUUAUAAACUUUUUUCCAUUUUAAGGUUAGACAAGCCGAUCAAACGGAGAGUAUAAUAAACCAGUGCCCUUUAGAAUACGUCAUCCAUAGAUAAGACGAAAGAAGUUUAUGCCUUGAAAUUUUUUAGUCAGUUAAAGUUAUCAGUACUUAAUAAUGGAUAUACAUAUUGUAAAGUGGACGUAUUUUAAAUGUGUAGACGUGUCGGUAGCAGUAUAUAGUGGUGUUAGAGGUGUAUCGGUAGAGGUGUAUCGCAAGGUUGUGAGUAGCGGCAUCGCGCCGCGCUAACUGAAUCUCCUCUCGGUUCAAUGACUGCAUCAUUAUUUCCUGCACACAAUUAUUGCGCCAUGUGCAAUUUAGUCUGUGUUAUUAUUAUGUUGUUGUGUAUUUAUUUAUAUGAUACAUCUAUACUGUAAUAUGUAUAUAUUGUGGAAUUUUAUUCGUAAAAAUUUAAUACGCUUCAUGCUUCUCUUUUAAUAACAUUUUUCGUGAUUUGUUUCUGUUAUUUAGAAUAAAUUUACGUACCUACAAGUAAUUAUAAUAACGAUCAUAGAUGUAAAUAUAAGUAAAAUAAUGAAAAAAUAAAAAACUUAAAAAAAAAGAAAAAAAAUAUAAAGAAAAGCAAUUAAAAGAAACCAAUGAUUGUGCCUCAAUGAACUGUGGUACGUUACCGUAACAGAUGGCAGGUGUAAUCGUUUCCUUCAAAAAUGUAUUAUAAUGAAUUGUGCGCCUAGGCACCGCUCUGUGACUAGCUGUAGACAAUAUAAGGCUGCGAGCAGCGGGGCCCGCGCCCACGCCUUGUGUAAUCAUUAAUGAGCUUAGCUAUGUUUUACUUUUAUUAUAAUAAGUGUUAUUUCAUCAAUCAACAUUUUAUAUAUAUACCUACGUAUAUGUAAAUAUUUUUAUCUAUUUAUUUUUUGGUUUUCAUGAAGUUUACCCGAAUUUAACGCGUAACCUUAAAAUUGUUGGUUAUUUUGGAGUGAGAUCGCGCGGUGUCGCGUGUUUCUAACGAUCGCAUCUAUUCCAUAACACUUGAAUGCCAAAGUCGAUGUCUGUAAGCCAUUGGACGACCGCUUGUGUUUUUUACAUAAAUUGCGUGGAUCUCUGACAUCACAACAAACUAUUGAUCGUACAAAUAGGAGCCAUUAAUACUGACAGCCGACACUUAGGUCGCUGUCGCCUAUCCAAGCUGCUCUGGUGUUUUAGCUCAACUAUUCAAGUAGUUUGCUCAUAUUGUUAUUAAUUUUAAUUUUUUAUUAUCUUAAUUAUUAAACUUCCCUUAGUGCGGAAUAAAAUUCUAAAGUUAUUUUGUAAUCUCCAAAUUAGCUUUUAAUGUAACUGGACCAUAGCUGAUAACUGCAGUGUGUAUGGCGUAGGACUCAUGCCGCCUAAACUGCGCGUAAUGCGUUUGUAAUUUAUUUUAUAGCUUUCCUUCGCUUGUCACUCUACCGUCCCUGUGGCCUCGUUGAGUCUAAGUAUAAUAUUAAAUCGGUAGCUUUAUUAGUUUAGCAUCAAAUCAAACUCGUAUUUGUAAAGAUACGUAUAUCAGUUAGUACGUUUAACCGGCCCUUUAGUAGCUAACGCUUAGGAAGGCAAUAAAUAUUGCAGGAGUAUUGAGCAGCGCGGUUCAAGGGCGCCGGGGUCGGUGGCGUGACAACUGUUCGGCUUAUUUGUUGCUCGACAGCAGUCGCGACAACCCAUUGUCAGGCGCCACUCUCUCGUUCAACUGUGUACUCACAUUAGGGACCAAAUAUCUAUGAAUAUUAUGCAGUUUCAUUUUCCGCUGACUUACUACACUCAUAAAUAAGCUGAACGUUGCAUACUAAAAGACAUUCUCAUUUUUCCAUUGUUAAUAAUGCGUUUGCCGUCGCAUAUAACCGACGAAGUUACUUAUACGACAUAAUUGUACCUAGUGAUAGUGCGUACGAUAUUCAGAAGGGCCUUUUAAUUUAAAUAAGGUUAAAGUUUUGCUUGUUGUCUUUAUUUAUAUAUAUUUUUGUACGUUACGACGUUGACGUCCUAAUACAAUAGAGAACACAUUAGGUGAUAUCUACAAAGAAACUAGUCUUCCUUAUUUACGAGGGAUCGUGUUGAGAUGGCGGGACGCGUGACGUCGACACAAGAGGCAAUCAUUCCUCUAGUCUUGUUAUGUGGUGCGAAUAAGUGAAUACCAAAUAUUAAAUAACGAAGGCUUUGACGUUAGGUGUAGAGGUAACGAUAGGUCGGCCCGAGCAGCUUGGACCCUGUCAAACUUUACAAGGGAAUGGUUGGGUAGUAUUAUUAUAAUGCAUUUAUUUCUCUUUUUUCAUAGUCACUCAAUCAUAUAUUUAAUUAAUUGAGCUAAUGCCUAAAAUUGGAAUAUCAGAGUUUAUUUAGGAUGUUCAUAUUUUACAUUUUAGUGUUUAAAUAUCUAAAAUUUACCUUAAUUAUAGUGAAUGGAUUUUUGUAUUAUUGGAAUAUAUAGCUGUAAGACAAAGGGUGUUCUUGAUAAAACACAAACAACUGAUUAUAAACAAAAUAAAAAAAAUGUACUGAGUGACUUUACGUGUAAACAGAGGGCCAUUGAUUAAAAUGUUGAACUAAGCUAAAUUCUCUAUGUGGUAAUUUAACUAAAUGUGAUUGCUGAGAAUAUUUUAACUGCUAUGAUGUAUAGUUGUAAUAGAGCAGUAAGUCGCCAUUUAUCUGUUAGCUCUGCGAGCACACACGGACAUGCACUCCGGAGGCCGGCCCGGCCGCACUGGCGGAAGUUUCACUGAGUUGCAUUUGAUUGGAGCACCACCUAGCGUUAUGUAUAUAUGUAUGUGUAUCAAGGCCAACCCCCCACCAACAGUUAAUUGAUGCAGUAGACUCCAGACUGCUGCUCGCUAACUACACAACACACUGCUUCUCUAGUCUCUCUCGCAUUCAUGAAUCGCACGGAGCGACGUGCGAGUGAUUAUAAUCGAGCAUAAUUUAACGAUCAUAUCCUAUAUGAAACUAGUUUAUAUUCGUAUUAUUCUUUCAUUAGAUCUCUGUUGUACCUGUGUGAAAUUGUUUAUAUUCAAUGUUCAUUUGUACUGUAAGAGAAGUGUACCGGUCUCGACGACACCGUGCUUGACAUAUACGUAAUCGCGUAGUUCGAACGACCAAAUUCGUUAAUGUUCCACUAAAGUACUAAUAACCUCUCAAUAUUUAGAUAUUUCUAUUGGCGUCAAAAAUCAAUACUCUGCGGUCUUAAAUUAGUCACUUUUGUACCUUGAUUGUACUUGUACUUGAAUAAUAUCCUAUGUAAGUGAGGAACGACUAAUCCAAUUCUGAAAUAUACUUAAUUUAAAUUUUGACAGACUGAUAUCUGUGAUUAAGAAAAUAUUUUUAAUAUUGUCCAGUGAGUCGGAUGAGAAUAUUUAUUUUAUUAGAGGUCUCCUACUGCCAGCGGCACAUGAUAUGUGACGAGACAUAAUAUUUAACUGCUUCGUAUAUUUUUUUACUUUAGUGAUGUAUCGAGCUGGAAUACAUUUGGAAGACCAUUUACGAGUGGACUACUACCGUUGUCGGUUUAUGUUGUACAAAACGAACAAGCUUAAUUAGUAAUUAAAAAGCCCACCAUGUAAACAUGUACUGUACCGAUCCCAAUGAAGAAAUGAUUUACAAACUAAGUUAAUGUAGCACUCAGUAUCAUGACAUCACCGCCGCCACCCAGCGGAGACUGAUCACAAGAAAUUAUUUCCAGUACCACCGAUGUCAUCUGAAAUAUGUUUCCUUAAAAUAAUUGAUCUUUGAACGUUGCAUAUCGUCUACAUUUCUAAUUCGAAUUAUUUUGUUGUAUUCAUAUCCGUGAUUUCCGUGAUGUGCGUUAAGUUUGAUAAUUGUAAAUCCUUAAGUUAUCAUAAUAAUGAAUACUAAAUUGAUUGCCUUUAGUAUUGUAGUGAGUGACAUCUCUUUAAAAUAAUGAACGAUUGGCGUUGUUUUAUAAUAAAAAAUAAUAUUUUUCGGUACCACCUUUGAGUUAAAGUACAAUGUAGUUAUAUAAAGCAUGUUUCAGCGACGUAUUUCAUUAUAACAAUAUCAACAUAACUAAUUGAUAAGUUUAGCGUAGACUUAGGCUGUCUCGUCUCACGUUACACCAAUAUUAUUAAUAAUUAAUUCUCCUUGGUAUUUGUAUUGGAACACUUAAGAAAAUAAGCAGAUACUAAAUUAUAACAUAAUUAUAUCAAUAGGCUAAAUAUAUUUAAAAAACUAAAAGAUUUUUCUGUGCAAAUCUCUGUGAUGGGAAAAUUUAUUCUAAAGAUCUAGUAUUAACUGAAAGUGACACGAGGGUCGUACUAUGAAGCAUUUUCCUUGCGUUUGCAGGAGAUAAUAAUGUACGCUAAACUCAUAAGCACAUCUUUGACGAACGCACGGAAUAUUAGUCUGUAUUGCAUUUCAUGCUAGGGCCCGAGUUUCAUGGUGACUUUAAAAGUUGAACUUUUCAGUCUUUUCGCGCAAAGGGUUGUGUAUUAUUUUUUAUGUAGUACAAAAUGUGUUCGCAAUUUGAUUGCUGCUGUAGUGUUCCUUAUGUUCUUCAAAUUAAUAUGUUGGGUAUUUAUUUGAAACUUUGUAUUCUCAAUGUCUAAAGUAUAAUGUGUAAUACUAUAAUUAUGGUCGUAAUAAUUAUGAGGCAUGCGUAAGAAAAUUUCACGUAGUAAGUUUAUGAACGGCUGCCUUAAUAGUAAUAUGAAUUUGUAUCGAUCUGUACACCAUCCUCUACGUAUGUUCCGUCGACGAUUCGCUGCGCCGAGUCGUUUGUGUUCCGUCACGUACCAAAUAAUAGCGUAGCGGGAGCCCGGGGCGAGCGGCACACCGCCUCUGCCACGCUUGUACUACACCUUUUACGUGUUCUAGAUCUAUUUUUGCAAGUGCCGUGUUUUUAGACAUAGGCGUCUCCAUUUAUACAAGGUGUAGUCGGUAGCGCGGACAGCGGUGGGCCCGCGUCGUCCGAGGCGCCAUCGGCAGCGGUUCUUGUUCUUUGUAUCUGUAUUACCUCAUUCAAUAACCUCACAUAGUAUGUCCUAUAUCAAACUAUUUAUAUAUCGACUCCCAGUACUUAUCAAACGCACUGCACUGUUAUUUGGUACACAAUUUUAUCAAUUUCUUUAAGUUAAUUUAAGGGUUUAUCAUGAAUUUUAUCAGUGUAUCAAAUAGUCGAUAUAUUUUACUGUUAUUUUUCUGAUACUACCUUAAAGCAAUGUAUAUUAACAAACAAAGCAGGAGAACAAUAAUUAUUAUGUAAGUGUAACAGUUAGUGAAUUUAAGUGUGCUAUUUUCCAUUCCAGAACUCAACGAUAUCAUUGUUCUUGUAAUACUUAUGUUCGGGUUUAAAAAUGUUAUUAUUGUAUUUAAACUAAACCUUAUGUGAUUGAAAUGCAAUGUUUAGAAGUAUUUUUAUUCUUUAUUUUUUACCAUUAAUUAAUAAUAGUUAGUAGAGAUCUAUUUGAGAGUCUAAUGUAUCAAUUAUUUGUAAAGUUGGCUGUAACUAAUUAGAAGUUACAAUAAGUAGACAUAUUUUAAUAUAAACAUUUGGAGCAAAUUUUAUGUAGAUGACAAAUAGUUGUUUUGAUCAUUAUGUGAAAUGUUGUCUCGUAUUGUUAGCGCAAUGUGUACGCACAACGGUGAGGCGGGUCGGGCGGCGCGCGGCGUCGCGUCGCGAGGCAGGGCAGUCCGCGCGUCGCCCCUCCACCGGUGGACCCUCGACACUCACUGCACAGCACUGCUAGACUAAUUCAGUUAUUGCGUAAGGAUAUUUUUCUUACAUUUCGAUAAGAGUAAUGUUUAUAGAAUAGGCAAUAAAUAAUGUUUAACAAAAAGUCCCUAUAUAAUCGAACUGACGACAGAAACGCAUGUUAUAUUUGUGGCCUCUUUAUGAAGUAAGAUCUAAGUUACAUGUUAAAAGAAAAUUAAUUUUGCUAUGCACAUAAAUGAUACUCAAUUAAUUGCCAAAAAGUAAUAUAUAUUCAUAGUUCAACAAUAUUUCUUUUGGGCAUAUUUACUUUGAAUUUAUGCAAAACUUAGAUUAUGAGUAAGUAGGUUGUAGACUAUAUGUAGAGUGAACGCAUAUUAUAUUAUUAUAAUAUAUCUAUAUAUAUUUAAAGUAAGCUGAAUUUGAGAGGUAUCAAUUUCUUGUAUUGUUCGUAAGUUUAGAUAAUAAAUGGGUUUAGCCAUACUUCGGCUGGUUUGAUAUGUAUGUUAUCUGAUUAAUUGUAAAAAAAAAAUAAAAAAAUCAUUAAAA
This is a messenger RNA of Helicoverpa armigera (cotton bollworm), 13046 nucleotides long. RefSeq names its product protein Gawky (gene gw). The record is from RefSeq and is a predicted model, not a curated record. Gene Ontology annotation, biological process: positive regulation of nuclear-transcribed mRNA poly(A) tail shortening; miRNA-mediated gene silencing by inhibition of translation. NCBI's taxonomy places the organism in Eukaryota, Metazoa, Arthropoda, Insecta, Lepidoptera, Noctuidae. Gene Ontology annotation, molecular function: nucleic acid binding; protein binding. Gene Ontology annotation, cellular component: P-body; nucleoplasm.